Nelumbo nucifera (sacred lotus) is the source of this 1586-nucleotide messenger RNA. It is a transcript of the gene GAPB, whose product is annotated as glyceraldehyde-3-phosphate dehydrogenase B subunit. The record is from RefSeq and is a predicted model, not a curated record. Gene Ontology annotation, biological process: glucose metabolic process. Gene Ontology annotation, molecular function: NAD binding; NADP binding; oxidoreductase activity, acting on the aldehyde or oxo group of donors, NAD or NADP as acceptor. Lineage: Eukaryota; Viridiplantae; Streptophyta; Magnoliopsida; Proteales; Nelumbonaceae.
UAUAUAUACCGAAAAAGUUCUUCCACUGGUUUUAAUUGCAGCCAUGGCCACUCACGCAGCUCUAGCUUCCUCAAGGAUUCCGGCCAACACAAGGCUUCCCUCUCGGAGCUCUCACUCUCACGCCACUCAGUGCUUCUCUAAGAGGCUUGAAGUGGCCGAUUUCUCUGGACUCCGAUCCAGUACGUCCGUGACCUUCGGCAAGAAUGCCAGAGAGUCGUCUUUCUUUGAUGUGGUGGCUUCCCAACUUGCUCCCAAGGUUGCCGCUUCUACACCUGUUAGGGGAGAGACAGUCGCUAAGUUGAAGGUAGCAAUCAAUGGUUUUGGACGCAUUGGCCGGAAUUUCCUCCGGUGCUGGCAUGGCCGGAAAGACUCACCCCUGGACGUCGUUGUUGUGAACGACAGUGGCGGUGUUAAGAAUGCUUCGCACCUUCUCAAGUAUGAUUCGAUGUUAGGAACUUUCAAGGCGGAAGUGAAGAUCGUGGAUAACGAGACCAUCUCCGUUGAUGGUAAGCCGAUCAAGGUCGUCUCAAACCGGGAUCCUCUCAAGCUACCAUGGGCAGAUUUAGGAAUUGACAUCGUUAUCGAGGGAACAGGAGUGUUUGUGGAUGGCCCAGGUGCUGGUAAACACAUUCAAGCUGGGGCUAAGAAGGUUAUCAUAACAGCUCCAGCCAAAGGAGCAGAUAUUCCAACCUAUGUUGUGGGAGUGAAUGAAGGAGAUUACGACCAUGAAGUAGCAAACAUUGUGAGCAACGCUUCUUGCACUACAAAUUGCUUAGCUCCUUUUGUGAAAAUCAUAGAUGAAGAGUUCGGUAUUGUUAAAGGAACAAUGACAACUACUCACUCCUACACAGGGGAUCAGAGGCUUUUGGAUGCAUCCCACCGUGACUUAAGGAGAGCAAGAGCGGCUGCACUGAACAUAGUCCCAACAAGCACGGGAGCAGCCAAGGCUGUGUCUCUAGUAUUGCCCAAGCUCAAGGGCAAGCUCAACGGGAUUGCACUUCGAGUGCCUACACCUAACGUCUCGGUUGUGGACCUGGUUGUAAAUGUUGAGAAGAAAGGAAUUACAGCCGAAGAUGUGAAUGCGGCCUUCAGGAAGGCAGCGGAGGGACCACUGAAGGGCAUAUUGGCCGUGUGUGACGUGCCUCUGGUGUCAGUAGACUUCCGAUGCAGUGAUGUCUCCUCCACCAUCGACUCCUCACUCACCAUGGUGAUGGGAGACGACAUGCUCAAGGUUGUCGCGUGGUAUGACAACGAGUGGGGAUACAGCCAACGAGUGGUUGAUUUGGCGCACUUGGUGGCUAGCAAGUGGCCAGGAGCAGCUGCAUCAGGAAGUGGGGAUCCACUUGAAGACUUCUGCAAGACAAACCCAGCAGAUGAGGAGUGCAAAGUCUAUGAAGCUUAAUUGUUUAAUUAGAUUCUUUUUCAUCUCAAGUUAAUUAAUUUACUUUCAUAUUUAUAUAGCUAUAUGUCUUGAUCGAUGGACAUGAUGCUUUGCAUGCAAGGAUUAAGGUUUAUUUCUGGUCCUUGCGUUUUGUGAUGAGAAAUCGGGCGAAACUAAUGAAAUAAGGUUAAUUAGCCAACUUACA